GACAGUACUUUGCAAUGGUCAACUUCCGUUUAGAGACGUAUCAUCACAGACAUGGCGGCUAGCUCACGGCGGAAUCCCCCUCCUCUCCCUGGAGCAGAGAACCAAGACCCACUUUCCGAAAUGGCAGAUGAAGACAGUGACGAAGGGGAGGAUAUAUUCGUUGGCAAUAGCAACCCUGUUGCAGAGGCCUUUCAGCCUGACACAGCCAAUGGUGAAGAACCAGCUGACCUCUUCAGUGAAGAAGGAACUAGCACCGCUGUCAACAGUUCCAUCACAACCUCUAAGUCCAACUAUGUCCAUUCAGACAAUGAGAAUGAUCUAUUUGCAGAGGUCUCGGUGGAGCUGUCCAUGGAGAACCCCAGCACCACAGCCAAGUCCUCUGGAGCUGAAUUCACCCCGUCACUUACACUAUCAGCAACACAACCUGAGUCUAUGGAGCAGGUAGGCUACAACAGGAUAUCAGCAACACAACCCAGGUCUAUGGAGCAGUUGGAAGAGGAAAAGGAUGAGGACAGCUUUGACUUGGAGGUUGCUGUCACCAAUCCAGAGAAAAUUGGAGAUGGCAUGAACGCUUACAUGGCCUACAAGGUGUCCACUCGGACUACAUUACCCAUGUUCAGGAACAGGACAUUCUCAGUGUGGAGGAGGUUCAGUGAUUUCCUUGGGCUGUAUGAGAAGCUGUCAGUGAAGCACUCCCUGAAUGGCUGUAUCAUCCCUCCACCACCAGAGAAGAGCGUUGUGGGGAUGACCAAAGUGAAGGUGGGAAAGGAUGACUCUUCCUCGGCUGACUUUGUGGAGAGGAGGAGAGCGGCUCUGGAGAGGUACCUGCAGAGAGUAGUGUGUCACCCGUCCCUGUUACAAGACCCUGAUGUCAGAGAGUUCCUGGAAAGAGACGAGCUGCCUAGGGCGGUGGGUACACACACACUGAGUGGAGCUGGCUUCCUGAAGAUGAUCAACAGAGCAUCAGAUGCUGUCAGUAAGAUGACCAUCAAGAUCAGCGACUCGGAUGCUUGGUUUGACAACAAACUGCAGGAGGUGGAGAGCGAGGAGCUGCAGCUGAGGAAACUCCAUGCGGUUGUGGACUCCCUGGUCAACCACAGAAAGGAGCUCUGCGGGAACACAGCAGUGUUCGCCAAGAGCAUGGCCAUGCUGGGCAACUCGGAGGACAACACAGCUCUGUCCCGGGCCCUCUCCCAACUGGCCGAGGUGGAGGACAAGAUGGAGACGCUACACCAGGAGCAGGCGGCCAGCGACUUCUUCAUCUUGGCCGAGCUGCUGGCCGACUACAUCCGCCUACUAGGGGCCGUCAGGGGCUGUUUUGAGCAGCGCAUGAAAACGUGGCAGCGCUGGCAGGAGGCUCAGAGCACCCUGCAGAAGAAGAGGGAGGUUGAGGCAAAGCUUCUGUGGGCCAACAAGCCUGACAAACUACAACAGGCCAAAGAGGAGAUCACUGAGUGGGAGGGUAAAGUCACUCAGUACGAGAGGGAUUUUGACAGGAUCUCUGUAACCGUUCGCAAGGAAUUCCUCAGGUUUGAGAAAGAGAAGUCCAAGGACUUCAAAAGCCAGAUAGUGAAAUAUCUGGAGUCUCUUCUACAGUCUCAACAGCGGCACGUAAAGUUCUGGGAAGCAUUCCUGCCUGAAGCAAAAGCGAUAGCAUGAUGAGGCUUGAGGACGUUAGGAAGAGAACGACUGCCUUUUUGAACACUUUACCUCCUGACUAUGUACCCAGAAGACAAUGCAACAGAGGGGACAACUACUCUACUCUACAUCCAUAUUAUUUUAGCAUUAGUGAUUUAUUUUCCAGCUUUUCAGUAUGCUCUACAUCGGCACAAUGUAUCGAUUCAACAGAGAUGAAUUUGACAGUAUAGCUUUUCUAAGUAAACAUGUCAGUGGUGUAAGUGGGAUAUUUUUUACUCCGUGUUCUUGGGCCAUCCUUACUCAGAUAGGAAGAGUUUGACUUAACAAUCCUAAAGUGUUGACAUUUUGAGGUACUUAGUAGUGUUUGUUUACAGUGGAGGGCAGUUCAUAACUGUUUACAAAAGCUCAUGAAAUAACUUUUGGAUCCACAAACGCAUAGGGCAAUGUAGUAAAUUGUGUGUGUCGUGUGAAAUACCACUUUGACUAGAGAGCUCAUUCAAACUGAUAGACGGACUAAUACCAACGGUCCUCAAUUUGUGCAUUUACAGACCUACAGUGAAGGGACAAAAUAAUGGAAGCAUGGAGUGUAUGUUUAUGGUGACCCAUCAGAUGAGUGUGCCUGCCUGUGUCUUUGUGCGUGUUCACCAUUGUUUGAUCAUCAGUUGAUAUACAUCUGUAACCUCAAAUAAUUAUGACCAACAACAGUCUUUCUGAACUGACCAUCAGUAUAUUUUUUACAUCUGUGUUCAAACAUGUAGCCUCAUUGAAUUCAAUGUGAUUGUGAAAUGUGUCAUGUUCAGUGUUGGAAAAAGUACUCAAUCGUCCUACUUGAGUAAAAGUACUAAGUAAAGGUCAAUGCUAUACAUAAAAUUCCUUAUAUUAAGCAAACCAGACGGCAUGAUUUUCUUGUUUUUUAUUUAUUUACAGACAGACUGUGGUACAUAAUUCUAUUCUGCCUCAGCAUUCAAAAUGUAAUAAGUUAUUUUGGGUGUUGGGGUAAAUGUAUGGGAGUAGUACAUAUCUAGGAAUGUGGUGGAGUAAAAGUAGUCAAAUAUAAAUAGUAAUGUAAUGUACACAUACCCAAGUAUUUUUUUCUUCAGUACUUUAAACCACUGGUCAAGUUUCCUCACAAUUUUGAUAAACUAACAACAGUGCUUGACUUGGACUGAAAUAGGUGUCAGUACUCAUUUUGUGUGCUGGUACUGUUAAGGUGCAGGAAGUCCAUAAUACUUUUGAACUAAAUAUUCUAUAAGGUGCAGGAACUCGAGCAGCAGAAAAUUAGGUGCCGCUAUUCAUUUCCGGUUGGGGUUAUACCCAAAUCCAGCACUGACUAGCAGUGUGUAAUGAUGAUGAAAGCAAAGUGAUAAAAAGUGUUGACUCCUUUAGUUUUCUUACCCAACAUUUAUAUGAGUGUGUUCUUUUUCCUCGAGAUGUGCUUUAUUUUUGUAACCACUCGCAUUUAGAUAAGAUAUUCCUGAAAAUUCUAUAGAAGUGAGUAAUAAAGAUGAUUGACUGAA
Molecule: messenger RNA, 3155 nt
Organism: Oncorhynchus keta (chum salmon)
Lineage: Eukaryota; Metazoa; Chordata; Actinopteri; Salmoniformes; Salmonidae
Product: sorting nexin-1-like
Exons: 15
Coding region: 52-1659 (535 amino acids)
Biological process (GO): early endosome to Golgi transport; intracellular protein transport
Cellular component (GO): endosome; endosome membrane
Molecular function (GO): phosphatidylinositol binding
Source: RefSeq, a predicted model, not a curated record